Molecule: messenger RNA, 4640 nt
Organism: Penaeus vannamei (Pacific white shrimp)
Lineage: Eukaryota; Metazoa; Arthropoda; Malacostraca; Decapoda; Penaeidae
Source: RefSeq, a predicted model, not a curated record
CCACAGAACAACUCACUGCGGAAGGACACAAACGACGUGUUCCAUUAUGACGUCAUCUUGUGGGUUCCGCCCCCUGUCCCUCCUGGCGAUACUAUUGGUCGCGGAUUUCACCAAUUCCGCACCUACAAAUGGGCACUUAAAGCCAGGCGCUCACGGCCGCUCUCCCUCUCGACCGAGUUGGCACUUGCUGCUGGCACUCUGGCGACCCAAGGGAGAAGGAGUGACGGCCGGGGGCACGCAUCCCCCCGGCGAGGUCCUGCUCACGCCCACUCAGCCUCUGCCGGCGAAGGAGGCGCAGCCCACGCGAACGGUUCCUCCCACCAGAGGAGUCCUGCCGACGAGAGUGGUUCUUCCCGCCAGAGACGUGAUUCGGGAGAGAAUAGUCCUUCCGACUCGCGAAGACCUGCCCGACGGGAGGGUCCUGCCGGUGAUGGAGCCUUUGCUCCCCCGGGGCGUUGCGCCUCCCAGGACUGGGGAUCCCAGCGAGGGCAGCGAACCCCCGGCAGUGCUGCACGUUGUGAGCACUCCCUACGCACACACACCCGAACCCCCGCCGCACCCACAGACUCCGAUCCGCGGCGAGCCCUUCCCGCACUUUGAAACUGAAGCCCUCCCUUCUCAUUCUGUGAGCGGGGCGGCGGGAAUCCCCGAGGGCUUCCCGGCCCAAGACAAACAAGAAGAGGACUUUCCUAUUGCUUCCCCUGUCACGGAGCGCGCGGAAACCGUGACCACCACCACCAGGAAAUUGUAUCUCCCGUUCACGGUCAGAACGUCUGUCCGAGAGGAACACGGGGACGGCCUCAUGGAAGGCUUCGGCACAUCCAGAGGAGACUUGACCAGUAACGUUGUUGUAUCAACAACAAUAUCAAACCAUCAGUCCGUUCCUAUCACGCUGCAAAGUUCCUCAAGAACGGUAGUGAGAACAAGCCAGAACAUCCCCAGCCUCACCACCGCGUACACGACGGCGACGUCCCCGCUGACCAUGCACACGACGACGACGGAUCAGGUGAUCACCAUGGGCAGCCCCGUGUAUAUGCACGGAACGCCUGGAGUCGAAGCCUCCCUCGGAACUCCGAUGUCGGUCUCGCCGACGAGAACAAGGAAGGCCAAUAUGCUGAACCACAGGGCAGGGCUGUUUUCUGCCAGCCACCCCACGUCGCAGGGAGUAGAUGGGUCACGGGGCGAGGAAGCGAAGGGCCCUCAUAGCAACAAAGGAAGCAAAGUCUUGGAACUUGAGGGUCCAGUUGUCAUGGAAACACUCGAUGGGUCUUCUCUUGUCCCGCUUGUCGGAAGAUCAAAGGAAGUCCUGACUCUGAAGGGAGAUGGAAAAGCCAUCUUGGCGAUAUUACAGGUUGCUCAGGGGUCCAACACGCUGGAGGACCCCUUCCAUGUCACGUCAGUCAUUAGAAAGCACGACCAACCUCUCCCGACGGACGGUAACACCAGUGAAACUUCACCUUCAGGUCUUUUGGAUCAACAAGCAACACUACAAGAUCCUUUGAGAAACAAAAACCUCGAAAGCGAAUAUUUAGAUCACCCCAAGCCGCUGAUCAUUCCAGACAGUCCUCAGAUUAGUGGAUUAACGAAUUUACUCGACAAAGAGUCUAAAUCAGACGACAGCCAAAAGUCUUUAAAUGCGUUAGAUGUUCACGAGAAGGCUCACCUGCUCCUCACCGUCCCGAAGAAGGCGGUCCCCUCUCCCGAAGCGCCGACGACCACUGCCAAGCCCAUUUACGAGGAGAUCUCAGACACGCUUCAAGUGGACAGUAGCAUUGACGAUGUCGAAGACUUUGACAUUCUCAUUAAACAUACUGAAAACACCGACGAAUUCUUAUCCCAGACGAACCAGUCCCACACGAAUCUAAUCGACGCAGAACUCCACAACGGCCACGAGAUCCCUCCGUCAACCGACCCAACGGCGGCGACCUCACUCUCCCCCGGCCAGGCCUCCUCCACCCCGCCCACGCCGGAACACCCGCCGACGACAGCCACCGCUCAGCCGCCGACGCUUGACGACCCUGAGACGACCACCAGCCGCCUCCUCACGACGUCUCCUCCUGAGGAAGACGAGGAGGAGGAGCUCGAGAGGGAGAGCCACACCGAGGACUGGUCUGUGUUUGUAGCCAACGUGUCCUCGCUGAGCAACAAGAGUCUGGCCCUGAACGAGUCCGUGUUCCAGGCUCGCCCCGAAAUGAGCAUUGAAGAUCAUCACAAGAUUGUUCUGAAGGAAAGAGGUAGUCUGAUGCUGCAGCUGAUGGACCCUUCAGCUGACCCCUGCAGCGACUUCUACCAGUUCGCCUGCGGGAAGUGGAAUGGGAAGUUCCCCAUAAGGCAGGAUAAGGCGGUCGACAACACCUUUGAGCGCCUGAAGGAGGACCUGGAUGAUGUCCUGAGGUCGCUGCUGGAGGAACCGACGUCAGAGACCGACAACAACAUCACGAAGGCGGUCAAGACGUUGUACUCCGGCUGCAUGAACAUCGAGCGGAUCGAGACCCUGGGAGCGGCGCCCCUGCUGGAACUCCUGGACGAACUGGGCGGCUGGCCCGUGCUGCUGGGCGACGCCUGGAACGGGACCGACUACGACUGGGUGAGGCAGAUGGCUCAGCUGAGGAAUUACAACAACGACAUCUUGAUCUCGGAAUGGGUCGCCGCCGACAUCACGAACUCUUCAAAUCACAUCAUUCAGCUGGACCAGCCCAUGCUUGGCCUCCCGGGCAGAGAGUACUUCAUCAACCCCGGCGACUUCCAGUACCGCGAAGCCUACCUCAACCUCAUGCUCAGCGUCACGCAGAUCCUGGGAGCCUCCGUCGACGUCGCCCUCAGGGACAUGACGGAGGUCCUGCACUUCGAGAAGCAGCUGUCGAGGAUUCUCACGGCGGCGGAGGAGCGGAGGAACAUGUCGGCCAUCCACCGCAAGAUGACGCUGGAGGAACUCAAUAACGAAGUCCCGGGGAUCGACUGGCAGGACUACAUCGACGCCAUCGGCUGGAACAACAACCACACGGAGGAAAUCGUCGUCUUCGGCCUCGACUACUUCAGGAAACUCGUCCCGCUUCUGAAUGAUACGGACAGCAGAACCAUCAGCAACUACCUCCUGUGGCGUUUCGUGAAGAACCGGAUCAGCAACCUGGGAGACAAGUUCACGCGGGUCAAGCAAGACUACAUCAAGGUCCUCUUCGGCAGGAAAUCCCAGCCUGAGAGAUGGCGGUCGUGCGUGGAGUAUGUCACAGGGAACCUCGGGUACGUGGUCGGCGCCAUGUUUGUCCGCCGGUACUUCCCUGAAGCCAGCAAGCACGACACGGAUGAGAUGAUUUCGCUCAUCCGAUUCUCCUUCAAAACGGCAGUAAAGGAAGCCUUGUGGAUGGAUCCGGACACGCGCAGUGUUGCCAUGGAAAAAGUGGACACGAUCGUCAAGAACGUUGGCUACCCUGAGUACCUCAUGAACGACACGUACAUGGAUCAAGUUUAUUCAGAGCUGAGCUUUAGUCCCGACGAACACUUCAAGAACGUCCUGAAGAUGCUACAGUUCCACGCCCGCACCAACCACAACCUCCUCGCCGCCCCCGUCAACCGGACCGCUUGGGUGACGACGCCCGCUGUGGUGAACGCCUAUUACAGCCGCUCCAAGAACAUGAUAGUGUUCCCCGCGGGAAUCCUGCAGCCUCCCUUCUACCACCCGGCCUUCCCCAAGUCCCUCAACUACGGGGGCAUUGGCGUUGUCAUCGGGCACGAGAUCACGCACGGCUUCGACGACCGCGGCCGCCAGUUCGACAAGAACGGGAAUCUCAACCAGUGGUGGAAGCCCGAGGACGUGUCCAAGUUCUACCAGAGGGCGUCGUGUAUGUUGGACCAAUAUGGUGAGUACAAAGUGGACGAAGUUGGCCUCAACAUCAACCCCGUCAACACCCUUGGCGAGAACAUUGCAGACAACGCCGGGAUCAAGAUUGCUUACCAGGCCUACAAGAAAUGGGCCGAGAAGAACGAGGAGCAGGUGACGGUGCCCUACGUCAACCUCACGCACGACCAGCUGUUCUUCCUCAACUUCGGCCAGAUCUGGUGCGAGAACAACAGGCCCGAGGCGAUGCUCACGAAGAUCCGAAGCGGCCAGCAUUCGCCCAACAAGUUCAGAGUAAUAGGGACGCUUUCCAACUCGGAGGACUUCAGCAGAGCCUACAACUGCCCCGUUGGGUCCCGGAUGAACCCCGAGAGGAAGUGCAAAGUGUGGUGAGCUUGAAGCGCCAUGAAGAGAAAAAGAUAGAAACGGAAGAAAAUAUAUAUAUACAUACUACCAGACUACUUUGCAACGAGAGAGUGCAGGCGGUUUGAGCGGCAGAGCAGAGAUUCUUUAGCGUUGCGUUGCGUGGCUGCGGUCGACGGGGCAGUGAGGGGCGUGUCGAUGGGAAAGAGAUGGGAGGAGGAGUCUCAGCGCCACACUUCAAGUACCGAUUGCCCAGUAUGCGUUUGUAUACAGACGUCUAUACCGACACCAAUGACACAACACACAGAUAUAUACACUCAUUAGACACAGAGACACAUAAACGCAUACAGAAUUACACACGCGUAUACCGCAGACGGGAGAUAAAAGUUUGAAAACCUAUAAAAAAAAAAAAAGGCAAGGGAAUUGAGAGGAAUACAGAGAA